AUGUUUGUUAUGGUCCAACUGCUAGCAUACCGUCAGUGUCUUCAUCCGUUCCAAUAUUUGAUGCUUUCGAAACUUGCGGCCGACGGCAUCGAACUGCUUGUUCCAAUUAUGGGUUUUUCAGCAUCACAAUUACUGUUUGGACAAUGGCUGCAUGAGAAUAAAAAGCCUGUUGUUGGCUAUCUUGCGCUAUCGCUGCAAUAUUCGAGCAUCUACACUUCUGUGGCGAUGACUGUCAACCGCACCAUCGCCGUCACAUUUCCUCAAGGAUACAAAAAAUGGUUCAACAAUAAGACAACCAUUAUUUGGGUCGCAGCAUGCUGGGUGAUAGCAUGGACUCAUAAUGCUAUUCAUUUGAAAGAAGGCUGUCACUUCUUGUUUGAUCUACAAACUCGCCUUUUCAAAUUCAGCAACGAACAAUGCGGACGCACACUCGCUCUAUAUCAAGAUCUGAUCUAUAACCUCACAAUUGCCAUUUUAACCACUCUAGUUGACAUCUAUUGCUUGCUGAAACUGAGCUGCGUCAAAAAGAUGGUAACAUACUCUCCAAACCGAGCGGACAAAGAAAGGCCAUGGUUCCUCCAGACAACAGCAAACGCAAUUUUCUACGCUCUAAUGCUGGUAUCAUUCCAUGUUUCCGACUAUUCCGAGGGAAUUACAACGCGUUUCGUACUUACGGUAGUCGCAUGGCAACUGUGGCUCGCAUCAGCACCGUGA
This is a messenger RNA of Ostertagia ostertagi, 714 nucleotides long. The record is from the annotation of a GenBank genome assembly. Lineage: Eukaryota; Metazoa; Nematoda; Chromadorea; Rhabditida; Trichostrongylidae.